This is a messenger RNA of Haemonchus placei, 213 nucleotides long. Lineage: Eukaryota; Metazoa; Nematoda; Chromadorea; Rhabditida; Trichostrongylidae. The record is from the annotation of a GenBank genome assembly.
AUGCGUUCUAUGAUUCUGCUUCUCCUUUUCGUUCUCGUCCUACUUAUCGAUGCCAAACCACAUCUACUCGAUAAUACCGUUCGCGUCAUUCGAGUGAAACGUUGGGAAUGGUACCGUCCAAGAUGGAGUGGCACUAUGGGAUACCGCCCUCUACAUUUGCGACCUAUUCGAGAACGAUCGUGGCAGGACUAUCGUAUCCAACUGUACGGCUAA